Protopterus annectens (West African lungfish) is the source of this 3823-nucleotide messenger RNA. RefSeq names its product zinc finger SWIM-type containing 4 (gene ZSWIM4). NCBI's taxonomy places the organism in Eukaryota, Metazoa, Chordata, Ceratodontiformes, Protopteridae. Gene Ontology annotation, cellular component: Cul2-RING ubiquitin ligase complex. Gene Ontology annotation, molecular function: zinc ion binding. Bases 246 to 3512 code for a protein of 1088 amino acids. The transcript has 14 exons. The record is from RefSeq and is a predicted model, not a curated record.
CGCUGUGGAACAAGUCGGUCCUCAUUGUUGUGGUUUGUUAAAGGGAUAAGAGGGGGGUUAAUAUAGCCCCGUGACACAAAGUCCAGGCACGGAGGAAGGCAGACUCGCACGGAGACGGUUUGGACGUACCGGAGGAUAGUAAUAACAAGAGGAAACUAAUUUCUUGCUGACAACUAAAAGGAUUAGGCCGGUGACUGUAGUAUUUUCUUUGGCAGAUCGGUGCCCACUGCACCCCCCUCUCCGUGAUGGAACCCCCGGCUAAGCGCAGGUGCCUGGGUGCCCGGAGGACCCGAGCCGAGUCCCUGCUGGAGCUCAGCGCUAAGAAGGUGGCCGAGAGCUGGGCUUACGAGCAGGUGGAAGAGCGAUUUUCCCGCAUCCCUGAGCCUGUUCAGAAACAGAUUGUAUUUUGGUCCUUCCCGCGUAGUGAGCGUGAAAUCUGCAUGUACUCCUCUCUCGGUUACCACAGCCCGGAAGGGGAGAGGGAUGGAAGAGUUCCAUUUAGUAAAGGAUUGCGGCUUUUGGAAAUGGGAAUGGUGGACAAGGUGCUACAAGUAGGUUUCCAUUUAAGUGGAAGUGUAACUGAACCAGCCACACAGACAGACACAGAAAGGACUUAUCGUGUUUCUGUCAGUUUUGAUCGGUGCAAAAUCACAUCUGUCACCUGUGGCUGUGGCAACAAGGACAUUUUUUAUUGCGCUCAUGUGGUGGCACUGUCCCUUCAUCGUAUUCGCAAGGCUGAGCAGGUGGAGUUGCGCUUGCCAAUCUCAGAGACCCUUUCCCAAAUGAACAGAGAUCAACUGCAGAAGUUUGUACAGUACCUCAUCACUGCACACCACACAGACGUACUUCCCACGGCACAGAAAUUGGCUGACGAUAUACUGUCUUUGGGUUCAGAGAUAAACCAGGUCCAUGGUGCACCGGAUCCUACUGCUGGUGCUGGGAUACAAGAUGAAAACUGCUGGCACCUUGAUGAAGAGCAGGUGCAGGAACAGGUGCGGCAGCUGUUAUCCAAUGGUGCGUACUAUGGCGCCAGCAAACAGCUCCAGUCCAUGUUUAAUAAGGUAAGAGAGAUGCUGAAAAUGAGGGACUCCAAUGGUGCGCGCAUGUUAAUAUUGAUAACGGAACAGUUUUUGGACGACCCUCGUUUGGCACUUUGGAGGCAACAGGGAGCAGGCAUGACUGACAAAUGUCGACAGCUCUGGGAUGAGCUGGGUGCACUCUGGGUCUGUGUCAUCUUGAGUCCACACUGUAAAACCGAAGAAAAAGUGGCCUGGUUGCAGCUGUUGCGAAAGUGGGACAGUCUGGAUGUAUGUCCCCUGGAGGAAGGGAAUUAUUUGCAUGAGACAGCUGGUCAUGCGGAGUUGACGGAGCUAAACUCCAGCCAGAACCAAGCAUUUCCCCGUCGGACAGUCUUUGCACGAGCAAUUCAAGCUUCAGAACUCAAGUGGUGCGAUCCGCACCUGCAGAAGAUUAUGAAUGGUAGCUUCUACGGUGGCCCGGCUUUAAAAAGUGAUGGGGAAAGACUUCUUUUUGAUCUGCAGGGAAGGCCAGUUUGGUUUGGGGACAAUUUUCCCACUGCCUGUGCUCGUGUGGAUGCUCUGAGGUCUCAUGGCUACCCCAAGGAGUCCUUGCGGCUUGCUGUUGCUGCUGUCAACACCAUCCGAAUGCGGAAACGGCAACAGCUGGAAGCAUACAAGCAGCAGAAAAAAGAUUUGCUACAAAAGGGGACUACUACCAUUACAAGUCCAGAAGGCUGGGUGGGGCAUCCCCUGGAUCCAAUUGGCUGCCUUUGUAGGACAUUCUUGGAAGCCUGUCGGACUGAUGAGGAUAAUCUUGCUUUAUAUGCAGAUUCUGUGGCUGAACUGAAGAAGCCUGUGUACCAACAUUUGACAGUGGCCUCGAGUCCAAAUAAUGGAGAGUCUUACUACACCUUGGCAUUGGAAAUGGCAUUGACUGGUUUGGGUCAACAGCGGUGUAUGCCAGAGGGGAUGUACGCACAGGAUAAAGCAGUCCGCAGUGAGGAACAGCUAAUAGGGAUGUUAUCGGACAUGGAGCUGGAUGACAGACUGAUCCUGGUACUCCGCAGGGAAACAGCAUUCCUUCUAGAAGCUGGGCCAUUCAGUGCCUUAGGUGAGGUGGUUCACAGGGAGAGUGUACCGAUGCACACGUUCGCCCGUUAUUUGUUCACUGCGCUCCUUCCACAUGACCCUGAACUGGCGUACAAGGUGGCUCUGAGAGCCAUGAGGUUACCAGUCCUGGAGUCUCUAACGCACAGUGCUGACAUCUUGCGCCAGAACUCCACAGAUAUGGGAAUCCAUAACCGUUUUCCGCGGUGGUUUAUACUAGGACAUCUUGAAACGCGACAGUGUGAGCUUGCAUCUGCUAUGCUGACUGCAGCCAAAGGUGACACCAAAUGGCUUCGCACAGUCCUGAGUUCGAUACAGCAGAACAUCCACUCGCCUGCACUUCUGUUUAAACUGGCACAGGAUGCAUGCAAAACUGCUACUCCUCCAAACUGUGCACCAGACGUUACACUGCUGAAUGUGUCUCUGGAACUUGGGCUGCAGGUAAUGCGAAUGACAUUGAACACAAUGAGCUGGCGACGGCGGGAAAUGAUUCGCUGGCUGGUGAGCUGUGCUACUGAAAUUGGUGUGCGUGCCUUAAUGAACGUUAUGCAGAACUGGUAUGCCCUGUUCACACCUACUGAAGCCACAACCAUUGUCGCUGUGACUGCCACCACACACACUACACUUCUUCGUCUGAAUCUCGACUUUGCUCAGCGGGAAGAACUUUGCAGCUGUGCACGCACACUUGCCCUUCAGUGUGCAAUGAAGGAUCCUCAGAACUGUGCUCUUCCUGCCCUCACCCUCUGUGAAACAAAUCAUGCUGCUUUUGAAGCUGCUUACCAAAUUGUCUUGGACUCUGCCUGCAGUGGAAUGGGCCACUCGCAUCUGUUCACCAUAGCACGAUACAUGGAGCACCGAGGUCUUCCACUGCGAGCAUACAAAGUUGCCAGUCUUGCCCUUUCUCAGCUUAACAUUGCUUACAACCAGGACUCUCACCCAGCUGUUAAUGACGUUCUCUGGGCAUGCUCACUGAGCCAUUCACUCGGGAAGAAUGAACUCUCCAGUAUUGUACCACUUGUCAUUAAAAGUGUGCAGUGUGCACCAGUUCUGUCCGAUAUCCUUCGCAGAUGGACGCUGGCAGCCCCAGGAAUGGCAGGACUCCCAGGCAGGAGAAACUCUGGCAAAAUGGUAACCCCAGAUAAGAAUCCUCUAUGCCAACUCCUGGAUGCCUCGAUUGGUGCUUAUGUCAGUACUACACAUUCACGGCUCACACACAUAAGUCCGCGUCACUAUGGAGAUUUCAUAGAGUUCCUCAGCAAAGCAAGAGAGACCUUUCUUAUGGCACCUGAUGGGCACAUCCAGUUUGUACAGUUCCUGGACAACCUUAAACAGACUUAUAAGGGGAAGAAGAAACUUAUGCUUCUUGUGCGGGAACGCUUCGGUUAAGGACGUGCUUAGAAACUCUGAAACUUGGUAGCUAAAGGCUAAUUAAUUUAUUUAUUUAACUUACGCUUGACAUUCAGUAUUAACGAAGAAUGUUUCAGAUCAGAGUUGAAGUACUUAAUCCCCUUCCCCUAAAAACGGAUAUGAAGUCACGUGAUACACUGGGAGUAUAAUCGUCAGCAUCCCUCAGCAGAGGGAAGCAGCCGUUUUACUUUUUUAUGGAUUUACUUGAUUUGGUGGAUCGUUCAGCUGGGACAUCAGGAAUUUUAAGCCAUACAGUGUAACAAUGUGUGAUUGUGUUUUUUUUUUUUUUU